AACAUCUUCCCUCAACGCUGUCUUUCUCAGUUGCGAUCUUGUGAGUCAGAAAGCCUUGGGCUGCGCCUGUCGUUGUAAUAUAUCAGUCUUACAGCUUGUCGUCUAGUCAUAAUCCGCGCCUCACAGGAUGAAUCCCGACGGUAUAGAGAGUAGUCGGGAUGUACCAGGUCAAGAGGAAGUGUGCAUUGAAUCGCGUGCCAAUCUUCACGAGGAGACCCCGGCUUCGUAUCACCCUUCCGCCUCAAUUCGUAGUCUGCCCCCCGAGAUACUGACGGAGAUAUUCUCAAACGCUGUCUCGGCCACGUCGCCCGAACUAGGUGUCAUGGAUGUUUCUCAGGACAUCACUACGCUGAGCCACGUCUGUUCGUACUGGCGCGGAGUGGCCGAGCACGACGCGAGGCUAUGGUCGACCAUAGUCAUCCGCGGAACAACAUCCGGUGACAAGUCUCGUCUGGAAGAGCACCUGCGACGAUCGUGCACAUGGCCCAUCCAUGUCAUCAUCGCGCCCCUCCACAUCCUGGACGACGAUUUCCGUGGCUGCAUAACGGGCUUACACCCUCACAUGCACCGUAUCAAGCGGCUGUUCGUGAAGAUGAAAAACAGCUGGGUUAUGGAAAACGUCAUCGACUGUCUCACAAAGCCUGCCGUCCAACUCGAAGAGCUCACUCUCGGCCUCGUGCGGCCUGAGCCCGAUGUCGACGCACUCGCAACACCCUUCGACUUUGAAGCACCAUAUUGCUAUGCCCCGGAACCCAAAGCGGCAGCGCUCUUUGACGGGAACACCCCCGCAUUGCGUUUGGUCUGUCUGAUAUCCGUAUCACUAUCCUCACAUCCACCCAUUAUGCGGAAGCUACGGCACCUAACGUGGAAUGACGAAAUAGAAUGCUACCCCUCCGUUUAUCCUCGACAUUACGAAGUAGCGCCAGGAGCUCGAACAAUAUUCGAUGUUCAUGCGAUAUGACCCCGACUGGCUUGUCGGGCGGGACGUAAUGGCAUGCACCGACGCACCGACGAGGGCGCGGUCUCUCUCCCUGUCUGGAACCGCCUUGUCUAUAUCGCUCAGCACAUGUCGUGCGUGGACCUCUCCUUCGCGCGACUCUCCGUCCCUGGGCCCACCCAGUUCACCUCCCACUUGCUGGUUGCGAACGCUCGUGCCUAGAGCUCGGCGUUCUUCGCAAUCUGCUCAACCACCAAUAUC
Messenger RNA from Fomitopsis serialis, 1198 nucleotides. RefSeq lists its product as uncharacterized. Bases 128 to 961 code for a protein of 277 amino acids. Lineage: Eukaryota; Fungi; Basidiomycota; Agaricomycetes; Polyporales; Fomitopsidaceae. Gene Ontology annotation, molecular function: protein binding. The transcript is spliced from 3 exons. The record is from RefSeq and is a predicted model, not a curated record.